Molecule: messenger RNA, 1995 nt
Organism: Paecilomyces variotii
Lineage: Eukaryota; Fungi; Ascomycota; Eurotiomycetes; Eurotiales; Thermoascaceae
Product: acyltransferase family-domain-containing protein
Exons: 1
Coding region: 456-1904 (482 amino acids)
Biological process (GO): polysaccharide biosynthetic process
Cellular component (GO): membrane
Molecular function (GO): acyltransferase activity, transferring groups other than amino-acyl groups
Source: RefSeq, a predicted model, not a curated record
GACAGCGGGGUAAACUCAAGCCUCGGCAGCAGUGAAAAAGUUCUUAUGGUUUUGGAUAGAUAACAGGAGAAGAUGCACCGCGAACCACAUGUGAUGAGGGGCUAUUUCUGUUCCAGAUGUCCCAGAAACUAUGUAGCGUGUCGCCUCAUCUCUUUUCCGAGGAAAGCCGGUCUUAGAUCCUAGAGUGGGAUCGUUGGACUCGGUACAUGUACAGCAACGACAUUUCCGCUGAUCAGAGGGGUGCAGACUGGGCUGAUCAUUGAGAUCGGCUCUUGUCAAUUCUCGUGGAGCUCCCUGGAGCUGCUUGCGUCGAGACCCAUCGGCCUAUUCUCACUUCGAUUUCUGUCUUAAAUGUGAUCGUUUCUAUAGCAGCGGGACAACUCUGAGAAGGGAUAGCCUUAACCGAAGGUAUCUUGGAAAAGCCUUAUCGGAUCGCAGAAUAAAGCCAUCCGUCAAUGACUACUAACGGCUUGUUGGAGAAGGGGAACUGGGAGGAGGCGAAGGCGGAUUGGAAGCCCCGUGUUUACGUGCGCGCAACUUCAUGGGGUCUUGAUCUGAUCCGACCAGCCUUCUGGACAAAAUCUGCGGGUCGCAGCAGACAGCUGGGACGAACAGGAUAUCUUGAUGGUCUGCGAGGAUUUGCAGCCUUCCUGGUCUAUUGGCAACAUCAUGAGCUAUGGGCGCAUGAUGCUGGAGAGAAGAUCUUCGAGAACGCGUUCGGCUACGAAAAGCAAUAUUAUUUCGCGACUCUCCCAGGAGUGCGAACUUUCUUCAAUGGCGGACACCUUGCUGUCAGCGUCUUUUUCGUACUGUCUGGAUACGUGCUCUCGGCGAAGCCGUGGAUGCUAAUCAACGCGGGGGACUAUCGCAAGUUGAGCGAUAAUCUGGCAUCUGCGUUAUUUCGUCGUUGGCUUCGCCUUCAUAUCCCGGUGAUCUGUACGACCUUUGUCUACAUCAGCAUAUGGCACGCAUUUGGGAUCUGGGCGGUGCCAGAGCCUCGAGCAACCUAUGGCGAAGAGGUAUGGAAUUGGUACGUGGAGUUCAAGAACUUCACCUUCGUCUUCCGCACAGGUGGUGAGCCCUGGUUCUCAUACAACUUCCAUUCAUGGUCAAUUCCGGUCGAGUUCAGAGGCUCUAUCGUUAUCUAUACCUCACUCCUGGCGUUUUCGAGGUUAAGGAGGAACGCGCGAUUGCUAUGCCAGGUCGCACUGAUAGUCUACUUCCUCUACAUUGCCGAUGGCUGGUUCUGUGGCAUGUUUGUUGCGGGUAUGCUUCUCUCUGACCUCGACCUGCUUGCCGCCAAUGAUGACCUGCCUCGUUUCUUCUUGAGACUGGAGUCUUGCAAAGAACAAAUCUUUUACACUCUCUUUGCAAUUAGUGUCUACCUUGGAGGAGUUCCGGCGCACUCGUCCGAUCUGUCUGCUCUGAGAGCUUCUCCGGGUUGGUACUAUCUCUCUUUCCUGAAGCCACAGGCCGUCUUCGACUAUAAAUGGUUCUAUCUGUUCUGGGCGGCUAUCUUCCUCGUGGCCUCGAUCCGCCAUAUUCCGUGGCUGAAGAGCUUCUUCGAGCUGCGAUUCAACCAGUAUCUGGGGCGCAUCUCAUUCUCUCUCUACUUAGUUCAUGGUCCUGUUCUCUGGAUUCUCGGUGACAGACUCUAUGCUGCUACCGGGUGGACCAGGGAGUCUCAUGCGAUCAGCCUUCCAAAGGGAUGGGUGAAUCGGUUCGAGCUCCCAAAGACCGGUCCCCUCGGUCUGGAGUUGAGUUUCCUCUUACCGCAUCUGAUUCUUCUGCCGCUCACUCUAUGGCUUGCGGAGAUAGCGACGAAACUGUUCGAUGAGCCUAGCGUCCGAUUCUCGCAGUGGCUGUAUCGGGCAAUGCUGCCGCAGGAAUCUGCUAAAUCAUAGAGUAGUCUGAGAAUCCAUUAUAGUAUGAUAUACAUGGUCUUCGGUUGCAUUCUGUUGGCCCUUAUGGGCUGGGUGAAUGACACUUUUGGAC